Molecule: messenger RNA, 1386 nt
Organism: Diaporthe amygdali
Lineage: Eukaryota; Fungi; Ascomycota; Sordariomycetes; Diaporthales; Diaporthaceae
Exons: 1
Coding region: 1-1386 (461 amino acids)
Biological process (GO): 7-methylguanosine mRNA capping
Cellular component (GO): nucleus
Molecular function (GO): mRNA 5'-cap (guanine-N7-)-methyltransferase activity
Source: RefSeq, a predicted model, not a curated record
AUGGCAGGAGACGAUCUCCCUCAACCUUACGACGCCAAGGCUCUGGCGCCUGCGAAGAAGCGACAGCGAAGUGUAUCACCCUCGGGCUCUGAACAACCGCGCAAACUCAAGCGACCUGGCCAACGGUCGCGCAUAAAUGAAGCCCAGCGCGAGGAGCUCCGCCAACGUGCCAUUGAGCGUGAGCGCGAGCAGCAUGCCGCCGCGUCUCAGGCCGAGACGCAGCGCGCCGCCAUCAACGAUGUAGUCCGCGCCCACUACAACGCCGUUCCCGAACGCGGUCGCGACUGGCGCAAGACCGACAGCCGCAUCAAGGGCCUGCGCUCGUUCAACAACUGGAUCAAGAGCUGCAUCAUACAAAAGUUCGCACCCGACGAGGAUCACACGCCUGGCGCAUUUGAGAGAGGCAUCUCGAGUGGCCGAGAACUGCUCAUCCUGGACAUUGGAUGCGGAAAGGGAGGCGAUCUGGGCAAAUGGCAGCAGGCGCCGCAGACGGUGGAACUCUACGUGGGCCUGGACCCGGCAGAUAUCUCAAUUGAUCAGGCAAAAGAGAGAUACAGAGGCAUGUCGCAGCGGGACCGGCACGGCGGCAGGGGCGGUCGCGGAGGGAACUACCGACGCCCUCAGCCACGGUUGUUCGAGGCAAGAUUCCACGUCAAGGACUGCUUCUCCGAAACGAUUGAAGACGUCGACAUCGUACGGCAGGUGGGCUACACACAGUCCAAUAUCAGCAGCGAGCGGGGAUUUGAUGUUGUCUCCAUGAUGUUCUGCAUGCACUACGCAUUUGAGAGUGAGGCAAAAGCACGACAGAUGCUGAGAAACGUGGCCGGCUCAUUGAAGAAGGGUGGUCGUUUGAUUGGAACCAUUCCAAACUCCGACGUCAUCGGGGAGAAGGUCAAGGAGUUCAAUGAGAAGCAAAAGGCCAAGGCCGAACAAGCCGAAGCGGGCGGCGAGGAGGCCAAGACUGGCGAGGAUGCAGAGGAGCUUGAGGAGGGUGAGGAGAAGGAAGAAGGAGAGGCCGAGCCGACUGCUGAAUGGGGCAACGAUAUUUAUCGGGUUAGGUUUCCGGGUAAGACCCCAGAAGACGGUAUCUUUCGUCCUCCUUUCGGCUGGAAGUACAGCUUCUUCCUGCACGAGGCCGUCGAGGAGGUACCCGAGUACGUCGUCCCAUGGGAAGCUUUCCGAGCUCUGGCAGAGGACUACAAUCUUGAGUUGCAAUACCACAAGAGUUUCUCCGACAUAUGGAAGACGGAGAAGGAUGACCCGACCUUGGGGCCCUUGAGCGAGCGCAUGGGUGUACGACAGAGACACGGCGGCGAGCUUCUGGUCACGCCAGAGGAGAUGGAGGCUGCAUCAUUCUAUGUGGGAUUCUGCUUCUACAAGGUGUAG